Fraxinus pennsylvanica is the source of this 447-nucleotide messenger RNA. NCBI's taxonomy places the organism in Eukaryota, Viridiplantae, Streptophyta, Magnoliopsida, Lamiales, Oleaceae. The record is from the annotation of a GenBank genome assembly.
AUGAGCUCGAUAUUCCGAGGCAAGCAAGCGCUUCCAGUCUCGCAACCCGAGGAGGGAUCAGGAGGCAUCCGGAGAAGACUAUCUUCUCUCAACUUCCAACAACACAAUAUCUCUACUUCAUGGGCAUUUCGCAGAUCCAAAUCUGUCUCUUCAAUGGAAGAAUAUGCCGGAAAUUCCAUUAGGAAAUGGUGGGAUUGGGGAUGGACCUGGAUCCUCUCCAGAAGACCCACUUUUGCCAAAGAUCUUGAGAUGAAUGAGCAAGAAACAACAGUCCUAGGUUGCCACAAUAAAGGCAGCUUGAGACACGUGUUCUACAAGGUCAGGUCUGAAUUCAGAAAGCUCAUCGGAUCCGACAACGUUGGCCUUCCUCAAACUUUUCUCUACGAUUCCUACAAUUACUCCAAGAAUUUCGAUAAUGGAAGCAGAUCAACAAUCCUUGCUCAUUGA